GGCCCUAGCAGCUGGACUUGUUCUUCCUCUCCUCAUUAGGAAUAUGUAUGCUCUUCGGUUGGUAACUUCAUGUGUUUUCUAACUCUGCACUCGAUCAUUAGGGAGAAAGACCUUGAUGAAGUUUUGCAGACGCACACGGUGUUUGUCAAUGUUUCAAAAGGCCAGGUUGCAAAGAAGGAAGAUCUUGUUAAAGCAUUUGGAACAGAUGACCAAACAGAAAUCUGUAAGAUGAUUUUAUCAAAAGGGGAGUUGCAGGUAUCGGACAAAGAACGGCACACUCAGCUGGAGCAGAUGUUUAGAGACAUUGCAACUAUUGUUGCUGACAAAUGUGUGAAUCCUGAAACAAAGAGACCGUACACAGUAAUCCUUAUAGAAAGAGCCAUGAAGGACAUUCACUACUCUGUCAAACCAAACAAGAGCACAAAACAACAGGCACUGGAAGUGAUUCGACAGUUAAAGGAGACCAUGCAAAUUGAGCGUGCUCACAUGAGGUUGCGAUUCAUUCUUCCACCAAAAGAGGGAAAGAAACUGAAAGAAAAGCUCAAGCCACUGAUCAAAGUUAUUGAGAAUGAAGACUUCCAUGAACAGUUAGAAAUUGUGUGCCUUAUUGACCCAGGCUGCUUCAGAGAGAUUGAUGAGCUGAUCCGGUGUGAGACAAAAGGGAAAGGAACGCUUGAAGUGCUCAGUCUGAAAGAUGUGGAAGAAGGAGAUGAAAAGCUUGAAUAAAGAAAACCUUUCAGGAAUAGUACUUCUUUAACAAUAUUGUAUUAAGUGACUGGUAUUAGCCACUGUGUUUUGUUAGACCUUCAUGUUUUUUGCAAUCUCUUGCUGCCAAAUAUUUUCUGACGCUAAUCAUUUGGAAUUUUUCCAUGCAGUGUUCUUUUUAUUGUUUUACACUUGCUUGGGUUACAAAUGGUUUGCCUAUAGGAGUAUUUUGUGUCAGAGCUGCACUAAUGGGGAUUGAGUUAAGACCUGACAUGGAAGUUACUAUAGUUUUGUUUUGCUGUGAGGGUUGCAACUGAAGAGUGUUUGACUGAUACAGUGCCAAGUUAUUUUUGCUUUUAAUUACCAGAAUUGAGUGGAAGAUUUCACAUGUCUCUGAGGGGUAGGAUUUGUAUGUGAGGAGAGAAGCUUUUAGAAAAGUGAGCUAUGUUUUCACUUUUAAAGAAACGCAAAGUAUGGAUGGUAUCUAAACUAAUUCUUGGCAGCAUGAAAAAUGACUCACUGGAGAUUUAAAAAAAAAAAUUACUAACUUAGAGAAAAUGUUCUCCAAAUAACUUAUUCGAAAAAUAUAUUUAGCUACAUUAAUAAAAAUGAAUUAUCAUCUAUUUAUAUAUUAUAAUAGAGAAAGAAAAUGAUUAUUUUUGUUAUGGUAUAGAGGCUAUCUCUGGCAGUGGUGAUACUUUUAGUAGGUUAAGGGAUAGCCUGCAUUUCUGAGCUGUUUGCAUUCAGGUGGUGAAAUGAACCAAAUCUGGAAUAGGCAAUGGCCUCUAGCUAUUGAGCUGGACGGGCUUUUGUUGGACUCUAAUUUCCUAGUGGUAAAUGUUUGUGUGUGCCCCUUUUCCUUUUUAGUACAACUGAGAGUAAUUCUGGCUGCUGUCCUUCAUCCUGUGUCUUUUUAUGUUGCUUUCUAAUAUAUGCACAGGAUUUCCAGCAAGAUCCUGAGGCGUGAUGUGUAGUUCUUGAUAGUUCUAUUAACAUUUGUUUCAGCCAUGUUAAACAAAUGCUUUUAAGUUUAACUCUUAUAUUUCAAAGAAGAAGAGAAAAAAGAAAAAAAAGUACUAAAAAUACAAACCAUCAUUCAAAGCAUGUAUCCUUGGGUGAAUCGAAGCUAAACCAGUAGGAACUUAAAGAGCCUUUGCUAUUAUGUACCUGUUUCAAAGAUGAUUGUACACAGCAAAUCAGGAUUUUCUAGCUGGCUGGCAACUAGAGGUUUGUUUCUGAUUAGCAUGUACUAUAUUCAUUGUUUACUGUUUACUUUUAGAGCACGUGACCAUACCUGAUACAUGACAGUUAAGCAGAGCUCUAGUUUGUACUGUUGAUAUGACACUUUCCUUUGUAUCGUUAACAGAUGUUGUGAACUUUUUAGAAUUUAUGCAGGGAAAUUUGAAAUCAGAUGGAGAAAGAGAAAUUUGACAUGUCAGUUGUGGAGUCUGUGCGACUAGAUCCUUAGUCGAGGGCUUCCUCUUUAAAGCUAGUUUCUGCAGCGAUGUAUUGACAUGAGCUUCUGCAAGGUUACGUUAAAUUCCUUUAGUAAUAUUUUGGAAAGGCUUGCAACUAUGGAGUCCGAGUUCACGGAAGGGCAAUGAAAGGAAUAUUUUCUCUUGCCUCCAAGAUAAACUUCCAUGAUUUUUAAAUGCUGCCUAGGAAAGUUUAGUGGCAUAAUUAGUAUAUUUGCCAUGUGGACACAGCCUGAAUGUAGAGAUCUGUACAUGCAUGGGUGGACUGAUAAGAGUCCUUGCAUGUACAAGCCCUUAACUGUCUUUCAAAUGGCCGUCUCUAUGCAUUCUUUAUGAAGCACUGAAGAUAAUGUUGCUGAUAUUUAACUUGUCACUGACAAUUAGUACUAAGAUAUAAUUCAUGAAUCUAAAAAUGAGACACUAAGUAAGAGCCUCAGAUGACAUUGGAUUGGUAAUAUUUGAUUUCACAAUCCUAUAAUGUCUUUCUUUUCUAAUUACAACAGCUAGAGCACAAUAUGAUGGCUGCAGGUUGAAGAUCUUGAGUUACAGAAAUUUAUUCUAGACUAAUUUUGUGAGUUUCAUGCUAGGAAAGGCAUUUCCUUAUAAGGCCUUUUUCUAAGAAUCGAAUGUUAAAAUUUUUCUCUUGUAGAGGGAGCUUGGUUUUAUUUAUAAACAAAUGCUUGCAUUUCAUGUCACGUUUGUAGUUCAGCAAGAAUAUAUGGUAAACAUCAGAAUAAAUCUCAAUAUUGUUAGU
Molecule: messenger RNA, 2934 nt
Organism: Struthio camelus australis
Lineage: Eukaryota; Metazoa; Chordata; Aves; Struthioniformes; Struthionidae
Source: RefSeq, a predicted model, not a curated record